Aegilops tauschii subsp. strangulata is the source of this 768-nucleotide messenger RNA. RefSeq lists its product as uncharacterized. Lineage: Eukaryota; Viridiplantae; Streptophyta; Magnoliopsida; Poales; Poaceae. Gene Ontology annotation, molecular function: nucleic acid binding; RNA-DNA hybrid ribonuclease activity. The record is from RefSeq and is a predicted model, not a curated record.
AUGGAGCUUCACCGACGGAAAAUCAAGCCCGGAAUCUUCUACGCCGCGUGUGGCAGGGAGGAGACCAUCAUCCACAGAUUCUGGCGCUGCCCCCACUCACGCCAUUACUGGAAGCUGCUUGGCGACACGGUGGCCACCCCCUUAGCAGGACUGCCUGAAGGGAUUGUGGCCUACAGCGGAAUGAGAGCUUGGGUGUUGGACUGGCUGAGUAGGACGGGGAAUGAAGAAAGGGAGAUGGUCUUGAGGAGCUGGUACGAGCUAUGGUUAGCACGUAAUAAGGCAAGGGGCACUCACCAAAUGGAAGAUCCACAGCUGAUCGUUCAACGAGUACUGUACCUAGCGGAAGAGUGGAUGUCGAGCAAGGACACGGUGAUCAAACAGGCAGUAGAAAGGGGACCGGAUAAGUGGAGCAAACCUGACGAUGGUUGGGUUAAAGUGAAUUCUGAUGGGGCGCUGGGCAAACACCAAGGAUCAGGAGGAGGAGGAGCUGUUCUCAGGAACAACCAUGGUGAGUUCAUUGCGGGAGCGUGCCAUUUUUCCCCUCUUGCUGCUGAUGCGGAGACGGUGGAAUUACUAGUGUGCCGACGAGCUGUUAUCCUUGCCCAAGAACUAAACAUCCAGAGGGUGAUCCUUGAGAGAGACUCACAGGUAGCCGUCUGGAAGAUCUCGAGUGAACAGAAGGAUCUAUACGGCAAUGAGCAAAUAGUAGAAGAGUUGAAGACGCUACUCUCUACGUUUAGUGGUUUUAGAAUUGCUUGGAGUGUAUAA